Molecule: messenger RNA, 1437 nt
Organism: Nothoprocta perdicaria
Lineage: Eukaryota; Metazoa; Chordata; Aves; Tinamiformes; Tinamidae
Product: nuclear RNA export factor 1-like
Exons: 13
Coding region: 1-1365 (454 amino acids)
Biological process (GO): poly(A)+ mRNA export from nucleus
Cellular component (GO): cytoplasm; nucleus
Molecular function (GO): RNA binding; protein binding
Source: RefSeq, a predicted model, not a curated record
AUGCCAAGGGCGGGACUCGAACCCGCGGCUGUCGGUAGAGGCUGCGGUCGGGGGCGGGACUCGAAACCGCGGCUCCUGCCCUACGGGCCGCGGCCCAACCGCGCCGCCAACAUCCACAUCACGGUGCGCCGGGACCUGCUGGCCCAGGAGCGCRGCGGCGCYGCCGGCACCGGCAGCCGCGACGGYRGYGGCGCCCGGCGCAGCUGGUUCAAGAUCACGAUUCCGUACGGGAAGAAGUACGACAAGUCGUGGCUGCUGAGCUCCAUCCAGAACUUCUGCACCGUGCCCUUCACCCCCGUCGAGUUCCACUACGACCACAACCGGGCCCAGUUCUACGUGGAAGACGCCACCACGGCCAGCGCGCUCAAGCAGGUCUCCCGCAAAAUCAUCGACCGGGAUAACUACAAGGUCGUCAUCAUCAUCAACGCGUCGGGGCCGCCGCAGUCGCUGCAGAACGAGCUGAAGCCGGAGGAGAUCGAGCAGGUGAAGCUGUGCAUGAGCAAGCGCUACGACGGCUCGCAGAAAUCCCUGGACCUCAAGAGCCUCCGCACGGAUCCAGAUUUGGUGUCACAGAGCAUCGACAUGGUGCUCAACCAGCGCAGCUGCAUGCAGGUGGUGCUGCGCAUCAUCGAGGAGAAUAUUCCCGAGGUGAGGGCAGCGUCCCGGCGGGAUUUGGGCCGGGAUCUGUGCUGGGAACCGGCUGCGAUCCCUGGGAUUUGGGCUGGGAUCUGGCUGCGGUCUGUGGGAUUUGUGCUGGGAUCUGAGCUGGGAAUUGGCUCCGAGCUUGUCCCCUCGCUGUCCCCUCGCUGUCCCGCGGUGUCCCCAGCGCUGACGGUGCCCUCUCCCGCAGCCAUGCGCUUCAAGCUGCUCAAGCACACGCGCCUCAACGUGGUGGCCUUCCUCAACGAGCUGCCCAAGACGCAGCACGAUGUUAACUCCUUCGUGGUGGACGUGUGCGCCCAGACGAACACGCUGCUCUGCUUCGCUGUGCACGGCAUCUUCAAGGAAGUGGACGGCAAGUCGCGCGACUCGGUGCGCGCCUUCACCCGCAUGUUCAUCGCCGUGCCCGCCGGCAACACGGGGCUGUGCAUCGUCAACGACGAGCUCUUCGUGCGCAACGCGAGCACGGAGGAGCUGCGCAAGGCGUUCGCCAUGCCGGCGCCCACGCCCUCGUCCAGCCCCGUGCCCACGCUGGCCGCCGAGCAGCAGGAGAUGCUGGCCGCCUUCGCCAUGCAGUCGGGCAUGAACCUCGAGUGGUCCCAGAAGUGCCUGCAGGACAACGACUGGGACUACGGCCGGGCCGGGCAGGUCUUCACCCAGCUCAAGCUGGAGGGGAAGAUCCCGGACGUGGCAUUCCUGAAGUGAGCCGAGCCUCUUCCGCCCCUUCCCGGAGUUUUAUCCCCUUUUUCGGUCGUUUUGUAAAUAAAUAAAAACCGU